AUGACCACGCUCUUGUCCCAAGCCUCCUCUCCCGCGACAUCCCCACCUGCAGCACCUUCGCCCUCCACAAACCCGAAUCACCCCUCACUACCGCCACUAAUAACAUCGCCUCCAAGCCGACGCUCGACAGCCCCGAGACCAAUGUCGCACGCUUCCAAGAAUCGGCUGUCGCAAUACUCGACGGGCUCUGUUCCGUCUCGUUCGCGACCGCAUUCUCAUAUAUUUCCAAUGUUUCCCUCCAGCCUCACCUACACCCUGGUGCGGGAUUUCGCCUAUCCCAUUAUGCACCCGAUGCACUAUGGCCCCCCGCCAGAGCCAUCGCACCCUGCUUCCGGCCUUAGCACUCCCGCCAGCGAAUCGCGCCGCCUGUCCGACCCUCCCGCGGCUUGGGAGACAAAGAUGAGUUGGGAUACAGGAUCAUGGGGGCCUGACGGCUUUGGAAGGCAUGAUCUUCCAUCUGUCCAAUUUGCAGAUGGUCCCCCCUGGAGCGAGGACGAAGAUCUGGCAAGCCCGGUCGUCAGCUCUCGGCACCGUAAGCACAGGUCGUCUACGGCGGCCUUGGGGACCGGAAGAACAAGAAGCGAUCGCGAGUCAGGCGACAUUUUGAACCCAGUGCAAUACGAAAGAGAACGCGGUUACUAUGUUGGCACUAGCGGCGAUGGUAGCGAACGGUACUAUUUGAAUCAGGGAGGGGAAGCAAACGGGCCUGGCGGGGAAUAUGUCACCUACCCGCCUGACGACGCAAGACAUUCAAGCCACGCAUACCAAUUAGGCGAUUUACCCCCGCGGCAGUACGCUGAACAGGAGUACUCGGAUGCCUCGAGCUCCGCAUCAUCCCCUAGCUUUCGCGACGAAGACCAGUCUCGAUACUCGCGGGACUACCAAUUCACCAUCACAUCGCCUGAUGAGGAGAUGCAUGGCAAGGCCGUAGCGCUUUUUGAUUUUGAGAGAGAAAACGAAAAUGAGUUACCUUUGGUGGAGGGACAAAUUAUUUGGGUAUCUUAUCGACAUGGCCAAGGCUGGCUUGUGGCCGAAGAUCCCAAAACUCAAGAGAGUGGACUGGUGCCCGAAGAAUAUGUUCGUCUGCUGCGCGAUAUUGAAGGGGGUAUGAACAGCCUUACCGGCAACCUAGGCGAGGGCUCAACCUCACCAAACGAUGUCGGUACACCCACACAAGCUGAGCAUCUCACGUACGGCCACACCCCGACGGGAAGUCAAUCUUCGAAUGGAUACCAUCAACCCGUAGUUUCGACCUUCUCUACAUCUAGCAAAGAUUUAGACCCUUACCCAACACAACAACUGGGGAUCCAAGCCGGCCAGCCCCCGCCGCAAGUUGUUCACUACCACGGCCAGAGGGGUGGUAGCCAAGCCAACACACCUACCCUCACCUCUCACCACGAUGUCGGCAUAAUGCGACGAGGCAGCCAGGACACUACUGCAAAGAAGGGUGAAAAGGGCGAUUCUCAGACAGUUCCUCUGACGGAUGCGGCAGUCGAGGGUAAGAUGGUUGACCGGUCAAGUACACCGAAGGCGAAGACACCUAGCGAGAAACCUGCCGAACCCGAAGCCAUGGACACUGGCCGGUGA
Molecule: messenger RNA, 1587 nt
Organism: Colletotrichum truncatum
Lineage: Eukaryota; Fungi; Ascomycota; Sordariomycetes; Glomerellales; Glomerellaceae
Product: SH3 domain-containing protein
Molecular function (GO): protein binding
Source: RefSeq, a predicted model, not a curated record